This is a messenger RNA of Paramuricea clavata, 4489 nucleotides long. The record is from the annotation of a GenBank genome assembly. NCBI's taxonomy places the organism in Eukaryota, Metazoa, Cnidaria, Anthozoa, Malacalcyonacea, Plexauridae.
AUGGCAAAAGGUGUUUUUGUAACCUUGCCUUUGGCUUUUCUUUUUGUGAUCGUGCAUUUUCUUCUUGACAUAGGUGAGUGGAUGUAAUUCAAUUUCAAAACUCACAGCAUUACGAAAUCUAGAAUGGUGAAAGUCAAUUUUGGUAAUGAAGUGAAAUUUUGAAUUUUUAACUUUUCAAAAAUAUUUUUUCGCAGACUGCCUUCCACAUCCUAAACUAACUCGCGUUAGAGUCAACGGGAAGGUAAAAUAUAUUCGCACUGGCGACAAAGUCAGAAAAUGGUCCACUUCGUGGGGGUCGAAUUCUGGCCCCACGAGUUGGUCGUGGAACAGCGGUGGUGGAGUUGGUGGAGGGAAUAAAGCCGGAAAUAGUGGAGGUAGUCAAUGGUCUUCAAAUGCAGUGGGAGGUCAAGGCGGUGGUAAAUUUUCGUGGACGGGUGGUCAAACAACUGGUGGUGCUUUUAGUGGGGCAGUAGGUGGUGGCCACAAGUUUGGAAUGGGUGCUGGCCAGAAUGUUGGAAUGGGUGCUGGCCAGAAUGUUGGAAUGGGUGCUGGCCAGAACGCUGGGAUGGGUGCUGGCCAGAAUGUUGAAAUGGGUGCUGGUCAGAACGUUGGAAUGGGUGCUGGCCAUAAUGUUGGAAUGGGUGCUGGCCAGAAUGUUGGAAUGGGUGCUGGCCAGAAUGUUGAAAUGGGUGCUGGUCAGAACGUUGGAAUGGGUGCUGGCCAUAAUGUUGGAAUGGGUGCUGGCCAGAAUGUUGGAAUGGGUGCUGGCCAGAACGCUGGAAUGGGUGCUGGUCAGAAUGUUGAAAUGGGUGCUGGCCAGAAUGUUGGAAUGGGUGCUGGCCAGAAUGUUGGAAUGGGUGCUGGUCAGACAAAUGGUACAAAUGGAAUGAUGGUUGGGAUGAGUGGCGGUGGGGUAGGGUUUCCUGGUGGUCAACAAUAUUCAUUUAAAUUUGGCAACGGACGAUGUAUCUACCCAGAAGAUGGUCAAACUUCUCCAGGCACAAAAUUAACGAUUCCAUCGGAAGCAUGCCGUUCUGAAAAGGCCAAGUUUGUUAUUUCUGAGACAGGAAAUCUAAUACAUGUGAAAACUGGCUACUGUGUACAGCCAGAGGGUGAAAAGCUUAACGAUGACUCACCAAUUGUUAUCUCGGAAGCCUGUGAUAAAAAGUGGGCAUUUACCAUGACUCCGGGUGGUUCUCUUAAAUUGGCAAAGGGUGGGAAAUGUAUACAACCAUUAAGUGGUACCACUCAGCCGUCAGCUGUGGAGAAAUUGGUCUUCGGUAAUAAUUGUGAUAAACCUGAGAGCAAAUUUCAAAUCGAUGGUAAGGUUGAUACUCUUUCUGUAGUUAUACAGUAUUUAUUGUGUUUAUCGAUUGAAAAGUGAUAUCGUUUGGUGUUAGGCAGGGAAUAGUUGUCUGGCGAGUCCGUAUUGUUCAUAUAUAUUAAAGGUCUUUUCUCCUUUCGAUUGUCACGUAAUGUCGUCUGGUGUUUAUACGAGUACAAUAAUCUUGUUUGGUAGGAAAGAAAAGUGCUUUCUCGGAUGAAGCGUGACGUCAUUUAGUAAUAUACCCACAGUUAGUUCCAGACGAAAAACCUUCGCUUGAAAUGACAAAUAUUUUUUUAUUUGGAUACAAACAGCGACAGCUAAUUAAUCACUGACACAAUGUGGACCUUCAGGUUUGAAUACAUCAUUUUCAUAACACCGAUCGAUGGGCUUAAAUAAAUAAGGUUUCUUAACCUCGUUCAGAUGCAAAAUUUCUAUUCAAAUUCAGUCACAAAAACGAGGCGGAGAAGGCUUAAAAUGUACAUAAAGAAUAUUUAAACCUAUCUGCAUUAUGAAGGUGGUCUAUGAUCCUUCAGUAAUAACUCAUUCUGUUAUUUUGUUUAGAUAUGAAACCUUUCACUGGAGCUGGUGCCGGAGGUGGGGAAGGUUUUCCUGGCCCAAUGGGUAAUGGAGAGAUUGGUGGACAGGGAGGAAUAAGUGGACAGGAAGGAAUAAGUGGACAGGCAGGGAUAAGUGGACAGGGAGGAGUGAAUGGACAGGGAGGAAUGAAUGGACAGGGAGGAAUGAAUGGACAGGGAGAAAUAACGGGACAGGGAGGAAUAAAUGGACAGGUUCCCGGUACCAGUAUAGCUGGUGCUGGUAAUUUUGGUGGUGGUGGUGGUGGUCGUUUCGGGCAGGGAAUGAUAAUAGGUGGGGCAGGCGGUGCUGGAUUCCCUAGUGGUCAACAAUUCUCAUUAAAAUUUGAAAAUGGACGAUGUCUAAUCCCUGAGAAUGAUCAAACAAGCUCUGGAACAAAGUUAGUCGUACCAACUGAAGUUUGUGGUAGUGAUCUUGCCAAGUUUAAAAUUUCGGACAAAGGAAAUCUGGAACAUGUUAAAACUGGGUUCUGUGUGCAGCCGGAAAAUGGAGGCGACGAUAAACCAUUGGCAAUAGAAGAGGCGUGUGACAAGAAGUGGGCUUUCACCAUGACUGCUGCUGGAUCUCUCAAACUGGCAAAUGGUGGAAAAUGCGUUCAACCGGUGACUGGUGGUACGCGACCAUCACAAACGGAAUACAUGGUAUUGAAGGAUUCGUGUGAUAAACCAGAGACAAAGUUCACAAUUUGGGGUAUGAUAUUUCACGCCAGUUUAUAACAUGGAUGAACAUUUACUUUUCGUUGUUCAUGAUAAGUUGAGAACGUAAAUUCUUUACGUACUAUUAAAAAAUUCAUUAAUAAUUCACGAGGAAAAUACAAAAGAAAUGAAUGUUUAAUCAAUGUUUGUAAAUCGGAUAAAGAUUUGUCCUGCUUUACAUAAACUUCAGCUUUGAUUUUCUCGGCUUAGACAAUGUUUAUUUUUAAAAUUACUUCGCCAAUGAACUCAUCAGACUCAUUGUAUAUCAGAUACAGAUCGGCUGCUCCCUGCUCAUGUUUUAUCUAGUACUUAAAACACGAGCAGGAGACUGCUUUAUCAGAUAUGAACCUGAAGCGACAGCCAAGUGUUUUAUAUCUGAUAGAGCACGUACUGCGAGUGUUUAUGAAAUGGCUUGAAAAACGACCCGUUUUAUGAGUUCAUUGGCAAACUAAUUUUAAAGAACAACGUUGUCUAAGCCGAGAAAAUCAAGUCUUUUUACAUAUAAAACCACCAACACGGCAGUGUUUCUUUUGUAUUUUCCUCCUGAACUAUUACUUAGUUUUUAUAGAAUAAAAUAUCUGAAAUUCAUGAAUAAUGAAUUAUUUCCUCAGCUAUUUUUGAUGAAUGAUUUCCUGCAUUUUGGAGUGUCUCAAUAAAUCACAUAAUCACAUAGAGCAUUAUAGUUGCGCGCAAGAUACGCAACACUGUCUGAUCACAAUUGACCACUUGCGUAAUAGACAAAAUUUUGAUCUCAACAAGUUUAGACAAAAAUUUCAUUACAGCUUGAAAGAGCAUCACAAAAUUAGUAAUGUUCCAAAGUUUCGUUGCGAAAUGGUGUAAAAUGUAGAUAAUAUAGCCUUGCGAAGUUUGUAAUUUUCAGUCAUUUUAGAUUACAAACUGGAAAUUGACAGCCUCGAAGGGUUUGGGGCUGUCAAUUUCCCGUUUGUAAUCUAAAAUGACUGAAAAUUGCAAAUUUUGCAAGGCUAUAUUUUCCGCAUUUUACAACAUUUCGCAACGAAACUUUGGAAUAUUACUAAUUUUGUGAUGCUCUUUCAAGCUGUGAUGAAAUUUUUGUUGAGAUCAAAAUUUAGUCUAUUACGCAAAUGGUCAAUUGACCACUUGCGUAAUAGACAAAAUUUUGUUCUCAACAAGUUUAGACAAAAAUUUCAUUACAGCUUGAAAGAGCAUCACAAAAUUAGUAAUGUUCCAAAGUUUCGUUGCGAAAUGGUGUAAAAUGCGGAUAAUAUAGCCUUGCGAAGUUUCUUUCAAACUGUGAUGAAAUUUUUGUCUAGACUUGUUCAGAUCAAUUAUAACGAAUCUAAAACUACCGUCUGGAAAAUUGGGUGGGUACGGUCCUCCCUUCCGCUUGGCGGCGCCACAGGUUCAUUUUAGGUUUGUAUUUACCCAGUGUAUUAGAUGUUAGUUGUUUUAUUACAUAGGAGCAAGUGGAGGAGCUGGAACAAGUGGCGGGGCUGGAUUCGGGGCAGGAGGUGGAACGAUUAGUGGGGCUGGAUUUGGGGCAGGAGCCGGAACGAUUGGCGGGGCUCGAUUCGGAAUGGGGGCAGGAACGAAUGGCGGGGCAGCAUUCGGGGCAGGAGGUGGAAAGAGUGGCGGGGUUGGUAACCAAGGUGGAAUGAACUGGAACUGGAGCAGCGGCAAAAACAAUGGCAACUCGGGAACAUCUUGGUCUUGGGGUACCCCCGGGGGUAAUAGUUGGUCCUGGAGAGGUCCUCAGGCUGAUCUGGAAAAUGAUAAAGUGCCUCCCAGUAAAAACAACAAACAUCACCCGCAGCAAAUCAAGAUUGUUAUUAAUGUAAAGAGAACCAAAGAUGAUCCUGAACACAAGAGGAAAGGACAACUUAAGAUGCGUUGA